This is a messenger RNA of Plectropomus leopardus (leopard coralgrouper), 5019 nucleotides long. It is a transcript of the gene atp10d, whose product is annotated as ATPase phospholipid transporting 10D. The record is from RefSeq and is a predicted model, not a curated record. Gene Ontology annotation, cellular component: plasma membrane. Gene Ontology annotation, biological process: phospholipid translocation. Lineage: Eukaryota; Metazoa; Chordata; Actinopteri; Perciformes; Serranidae. Gene Ontology annotation, molecular function: ATP hydrolysis activity; ATPase-coupled intramembrane lipid carrier activity; magnesium ion binding.
UGUGCUGCAGCAGGGUGUUUGUUUGUGGAGUCUCGGUUCGUCUCACGGUGAUAAACAGCGAUGUGACCGAAAUGACACCGUGGCUGUUGUCUCUUCGGUGAAAGACAGGCAGCAUAUGGACAUAAACAGCGAGGAUGAAGACAUUGUGAAAGUCCAGUGUGGAGCACAGAGGAGCUGGAGGCCACAGAGGAGGGGCCCCAGCCACUGUCACAGCGCAGCUAGAGCCUCUGCUACGUAGAUGGAGCGGCUCCACUGGGUGCAGCAUCGCUGUCGGCAGCUGCUGGCGGGAAACUCCGGGAGAGGCUGGUACUCCGCCCCCGAUGGCCUGCCCAACAAAGCCUCCCUUGACACCCACAACUCUCCACAGAGAGCCAGUGGGAAGCGGAGAACUGUGUUUGCCCGCCAUGGGCCCCACCAACAGGAGCAUGAAGCUGUCUCCAAGAGCUACAAGGGAAACGCCAUCCGCACCACCAAGUACAGCUUGCUGACUUUCAUUCCCAUGAACCUGUUCCAGCAGUUCCACAGGGCUGCCAACCUCUACUUCCUGUUCCUUGUGUUACUGAACUGGGUGCCAGUUGUUGAGGCCUUUCAAAAGGAGAUAACCAUGAUUCCUUUGUUGGUGGUUCUCAUUGUUAUCGCCAUCAAGGAUGCCCUGGAAGACUACAGACGCUACUUGUUCGACAAGAAAGUCAACAACAAUGUAGUGCGAGUUUUCUGUGGCAAGCAGAAAGCCUACAUUGACCAGUGCUGGAAGGAUGUACGAGUUGGAGACUUUGUCCGUCUGUCCUGUAAUGAAAUCAUCCCAGCUGACAUGCUGCUGCUGUAUUCCUCUGACCCGCGAGGGGUUUGUUACAUUGAGACCGCCAACCUGGAUGGAGAGACCAACCUGAAACAGAGACAGGUGGUUUCAGAUCUCCCACUGCAGGGAGCAGAGUUCAACUUCGAGAGCUUCCACAGUCGUAUUGAGUGUGAGAACCCUAACAAUGACCUCAGCAGGUUCAGAGGUUACAUGGAGCACCCCAAUGGGGGUCGUGUCGGCCUCCAUAACAGCAACCUCCUGUUAAGGAGCUGCACCAUCCGCAACACUGAGACUGUGGUGGGCAUUGUGGUCUAUGCUGGUCAUGAGACUAAAGCCAUGAUGAACAACAGCGGGCCGAGGUAUAAGCGCAGCCAGCUCGAGAAGCAUCUAAACACAGAUGUCCUGUGGUGUGUGCUGCUGCUCAUCAUCAUGUGCCUGACAGCUGCUAUAGGUCAUGGCCUCUGGCUAAAGAACCUCAAAAAUCCCAUCUUUCUGGUUGAUACCGAGACGUCUCCUGCCCUGGCCGGAUUCUACGUCUUCUGGACCAUGAUCAUUGUGCUACAGGUGCUGAUCCCCAUUUCUCUGUACGUGUCCAUUGAGAUUGUGAAACUGGGCCAGAUUUACUUCAUCCACAAUGACUUAGCUCUGUACAACAAGCAGCUGGACUCCAGAAUUCAGUGUCGGGCCCUCAACAUCACAGAGGACCUGGGUCAGAUCCAGUACCUGUUCUCUGAUAAGACGGGGACGCUGACAGAGAACAAGAUGGUGUUCCGCCGCUGCAGUAUCUACGGGGUCGAAUAUCCUCAUGAAGAAAAUGCUCGGAGGCUGGAGGUGUAUGAGGCGGAGAAGAACGAGGUGGCUGGACACUCUGUGACUCUGAAGUCGGGCUGCAGCGGCAAAUCUCUGAGCUGUCGCUCUCUCAGCUGCAAACACAGCUCUGUAUCUCUGCACACACUCACAGCAGAGUCAGAGGAGGAGGAAGAGCAACUGUCUAAUCACAUCCAGCCCAGGACCAGCGCCUUCUGCAGUCGCGUGGCGAAGGAGGUGGUGCCGGACCCUGAGCUGGUGAGGAAGUUGAACUGGUUGAGCUCUCCUGUGCUGGCUUUGAGUGACGGCUCCUCUGGGACUCCAUCCAGCCUGGAGCUCACCUACAUCACUGACUUCUUCCUGGCUUUGGCCAUCUGCAAUAGCGUGGUGGUCUCCUCACCCAGCCAGCCUCGACAUGUGGUGCCUGAAAGCACAAACUCCUCUGAAGUCCCUGGAGGACAUCAAGCUGAUGUUCCAGCGCCUCAGCUUCUCUCCGUUCUCCGCCCUCUCCACCCUGUCUCCUCCCCAGAUCAAAGGCAGCCCUCGCAGCUUCACCAGCAGGCUGUUUGCCCGGGGGAAGACCGGCUCUUCAACUUCUCCACGCCCAGUAACAGCACCACCGACACCUCAGAGCCAGGCAAAGAAACCAGCCUGGAAACCUCCAACAUUACUAGAGAAGUGGACAGUGACAGUGACACUGAUGAUGAACUGCUGUAUGAGGCAGAGAGUCCAGACGAGGCGGCUCUGGUCCACGCAGCCCAGGCGUACCACUGCACCCUCAGGGCACGCUCUCCAGAAAGCCUGCUGGUGGACCUGCCGGGAUCGUCUCUGGCUGUCCAGCUCCUCCACAUCCUGCCCUUUGACUCCAACAGGAAGAAGAUGUCUGUGGUGGUCCGCCACCCACUCACAGGACAGGUGGUGGUUUACACCAAGGGAGCAGACUGCAUCAUGGACCUGACGGAGACACCUAAAGGUGCAGAGCAGGCUCAGGAGAUCUACAGCCACAUCAGAGAGCAAACCCAAAAACAUUUAGACGGCUAUGCCAGAGAAGGCCUCCGCACGCUCUGCAUCGCUAAAAAGGUUCUGGAGGAGGAGGACUAUGAGGUGUGGAUGAAGGAACAGCUGCUGGCAGAGAGCAGCAUAGAGAACAGGGAGGAGCUGCUGCUGCAGUCAGCUGAGAGACUGGAGACAGACCUCACCCUGCUGGGCACCACGGGGAUUGUAGACAGACUGCAGGAGGAGGUCCCAGAGACCAUUGAAGCUCUUCAGAGGGCCGGGAUCAAAGUCUGGAUCCUCACUGGAGAUAAAAAAGAGACAGCCAUCAACAUCGCCUACGCCUGCAAACUGCUCUGUCCUAACGACCAGCUGCUGACAGCCAACUGUGGAAGCAAGGAUGCGUGUGCAGCUUUACUGGAGGAGCUCAAAGUGGAAGUGCAGCGAGGCGAAGACAGUUUGACUGAGCUAACUGCAGCAGAGAAUCCUGGGGAAUCGUCGUCAGCCAGCAGAGCGGGCUUCAUCCUGGUUAUAGAUGGCCGGACGCUGGACUGGGCCCUGCAGGAGGAGCUGAAAAGCCACUUCCUGGAGCUGAGCUGUAGAUGCAAAGCAGUCAUCUGCUGCAGGUCCACGCCACUGCAGAAGAGCCAGGUGGUCCACCUGAUCCGGAACCAGCUCGGCGUCAUGACCCUGGCCGUGGGUGAUGGGGCCAAUGAUGUGAGCAUGAUUCAGGUGGCUGAUGUAGGCAUCGGGAUAUCUGGUCAGGAGGGCAUGCAGGCUGUGAUGUCCAGUGACUUUGCGAUCUCCAGGUUUAAACACCUCAGUCGGCUGCUGCUGGUCCACGGUCACUGGUGUUACUCUCGUCUCGCAAACAUGAUCCUCUACUUCAUCUACAAGAAUGUGAUGUAUGUGAAUCUGCUGUUCUGGUAUCAGUUCUUCUGUGGUUUCUCUGGGAGCGUCAUGAGCAACGCCUGGGUGCUCAUCCUCUUUAACCUGAUCUUCACCUCCGUCCCUCCACUCAUCUACGGCGUCCUGGAUCAAGACACGCCCACAGACACCCUGAUGGAGCUGCCAGAGCUCUAUCAGACCUCCAAGGUCCAUGCUCCCUACUUGUUCUGGAUCACAGUCCUUGAUGCGUUUUACCAAAGUCUCGUCUGCUUCUUCGUGCCUUACUUUGCGUUUGCAGGAUCCAGCAUCAGCGAGCUGUCCUUUGGCUCUUCAAUCAACGCCUCAGCUCUUCUUAUCAUCCUGCUGCACCAAGUCAUCGAGAGUCACACUCUGACGUGGAUCCAUGUGCUGGUUUUGGUACUCAGUGGUUGUUCCUACUUUGGCUUCGUGCUGCUCUUCAGUGUAUUCUGUUUGACCUGCAGCCCCCCCACCAACCCUGUGGGGGUGGAAACACACGAGAUGUCUCAGGCUCUUUUCUACAUAGUGUGUGCUUUCACCACUGUGAUGGCUCUGUUACCCAGGCUGUUGUUUCGAGCUCUGUACAACACCUUACACCCCUCUGCUGUUCUGAAAUCAGCUCAGAUGGACAAAGCGGAUUCAGAGAAGUACCGGAAGAGAAUGCAGGGCUGGAACCAAAGCCAGUCCCGAGUCAACAGACUGCCGGUGUGUGCCGACAACCCCGGCCUGGAGCAAAGCACAGCCUCAGUGGUGUCCUGACCUCCGUCUACACACAGCAAACAGACUCAUACCAGUGUCUGCUGUGGCAAGAAAAACAUGCUGGUGCAAUAUGUAUGAAAGCUGCACUACUCCACCUCCCAGCUGUUAAUGAGCUCUGCUGAAAGACUGCUGAUUUUGCUACAUAUCAACAGCCAAAGAACUCUAAUGUGACAGAUCUCUCUGCGUGGAAAGUAUGUUUGAACUUGACUGAAUGGUGAGUAUGUGUUUAAUAUCUCACUAGAAUAUUUAGGGGAACAGAAGCUGUGAAACACGACCAUCAUGUCACAUAUAUCAAGUCAAUAAUAUUUUUUAAAAGAGCCACAUGCAUGAUUUGAACAUCUGGGAAUGAUCAGCUCAUGGAUCAUUUGACAUUUGUAUUAAAGGAUGAGAGCGCUCUCUACUGGCCUGCAGUGUGUACCACAGUUAACACUGUGAGACGCCACACUGGAUUCACUAUCUACUUCAUUCACACUGUGAAACAAAAAGACCAAAUCACAUUUUAUUUCUCAUAUAUAGACAGGUUUUUAUUCAUUUUGUUUGUUAUAUUCCUCAUCAUCCUGCGCUGUAUAAUGACACUGAGAUGUUGUUAUUGGAAAAACAGUGACGAGGCAGAGCUCACUGUGUGCAUGUGAGAGGAAAUUAGUCAAAUCACUGUAUCACUUUUUUACUUUCAGAAGAGCAUGAGUGUCACUGUUGUAAUAUGGGAAGAAGAAUUGGGAUUUAGCAUAAUAGCUGUAGAAACUGAUUUAUUUUUA